This is a messenger RNA of Aspergillus welwitschiae, 870 nucleotides long. RefSeq names its product carbohydrate esterase family 5 protein. The coding region runs from base 1 to 870 and encodes 289 amino acids. Gene Ontology annotation, cellular component: extracellular region. The record is from RefSeq and is a predicted model, not a curated record. Gene Ontology annotation, molecular function: cutinase activity. Gene Ontology annotation, biological process: carbohydrate catabolic process. The transcript has 3 exons. NCBI's taxonomy places the organism in Eukaryota, Fungi, Ascomycota, Eurotiomycetes, Eurotiales, Aspergillaceae.
AUGAAGUCUUUCAUCACUCUAUCCCUCCUAGCCACCGCCCUGGGUGCCCCCACCGCCACCCACCAGGCCCGUCAAUUCGACCUGUCCUCCUUGACCUCCGGCCUCUCAGCCCUGACCUCCGGCUCCGCAGCUAGCUCUGGCUCGACUGGUAGCACCGGAUCGGAAACGACCACCGGAUCCAGUGGCCUCAGCGCUCUGGCUUCGCUGUUCCCGUCGUCAUCUACUUCUAGCACUACGGGCAGUACUAGCGGAAGCGGCAGCAGCAGCAGCAGUGAUGGCCUGAGCAGCUUGAUGAGCAUGUUCUCCAGCAGUGGUAGCGGCUCAUCCACCGAAAACGGCGUGACCCAACACAGCGGCAGCUGCAAGAAAGUGACCUUCAUUUUCGCCCGCGGCACGACCGAGAUCGGCAACAUGGGAACCGUCGUCGGACCCGAGGUGGCUAGCGAGCUGGCUACAUUGACGGGCAACCAGGUGACCGUGCAGGGAGUGAACUAUCCUGCUGAUUGGGAGGGCAACGUAUCCCUCGGCUCCUCCGGCGGCCCGACCAUGGCCUCGUACGUGAAGGAAGCGCUCCAGCAAUGCCCUAACACCAAGGUCGUGCUGGGCGGAUACUCGCAGGGUUCGAUGGUGGUGCACUACGCCGCGAACCAGCUGAGCGCGGACCAGUUGUCGGGUGCUGUGUUGUUCGGUGACCCGUUGAAGAUGGAGGGCGUGGGUAAGUUGUCUAGCAGCAAGGUGAAGGAGUUCUGUGCUAGUGGGGAUCCCGUCUGUGAGAAUGGUAUGAAUGUUAUGGCGCAUUUGACUUAUGGCAGUGAUGCCAAGGAGGCGGCGCAGUUUUUGGUCCAGGCUGCGGGGGUUUCUUCUUCUUAG